AUGGGGAUAUUCUCAACUUCAUCGCCCUUUGACGCUGAUGUCGAUAAAGCAACCAAUGAAAAUAAUACAACAGAAGACUGGGGUCAAAUAAUGGAAAUUUGUGAUGCUGUUGGGAAUUCAUCGCAAAAAGCUAAGGAUUGUUUGAGAUCAAUUGUUAGAAGAUUAAAUGCACCAGAUCCGCAUAUUGUAAUACAAGCUAUUACUCUUCUAGAUGCGUGUUCCAGUAAUUGUGGCAAAACUUUCCAUUUGGAAAUAGCAUCAAGAGAUUUUGAGAGUGAAAUAAGAAAAUUAUUGUUGCGGUCACAGCCAAAGAUUGUUGAAAAAUUGAAAGUUUUAUUAAAAAAAUGGGCCGAAGGUGAUUUCAAGACCGACCCGCAACUUAAUCUCAUUCCGACUUUAUAUAAUAAAUUAAAAAGUGAAGGUCAUGAUUUUUCUUCGUUAUCUGAAAUGCCAAAACACUCGAGUGCUUCAGCAUCUUCAGCUGCUUCAAAAGAAGAUCAAGAUCUAGCCAAAGCUAUCGAGCUGUCUUUAAAAGAAAACAAACAACAUUCUUCCGCGUCUCAUAGCUCACCAGCAUCUAGUAAAUUGGCAAGUCUUUACCCUAGCGUUAAUUUAGCUUCAAAUUCGAGCCCUCCUGAGCGUCGAAAAGUACGUGCUCUAUAUGACUUUGAAGCUGCCGAGGACAAUGAACUCAGUUUCAUUGCCGGAGAUAUAAUACACAUACUAGAUGAUUCGGAUGCGAAUUGGUGGAAAGGAGCAAAAGGAAAAAUGGAAGGUCUUUUUCCAUCAAAUUUUGUUACUGCUGAUUUAUCAGUUGAACCUGAUCACAUCACAAAAUUAGAACAAGGAACAAAAAAAGCUGUGCAAUUUGCUGAAGAAGUUGAAGUUAAAAUGCUGAAACGAGAACCUGAAAUAGUAGAGGUUGAUAUUGAUGAGACUAAAAUUGAUAGACUUUUACAUCUUUUACAUGAAGCUGACCCUCAAAGCGACACAACUGAUCCACCGGAGAUGUUGGAUCUUGAAGAGCAAGUAACUGCAAUGGGUCCUCUAAUAGAUGCAGCUCUAGAAAAAGUUGACAGACGACAUGCUCAGUUGACUCAAUUAAGUUCUGACUUGGUUGAUGCUCUCAAUCUUUAUCAUACUCUAAUGAGAGAGCCGACUAUCACAACCCCAUACAAUACACUUUCAAAAAUGCCACCUCAUAUGAAUGUUUAUCCUUAUCCAAAUCAACCGCCUCAAAUGUAUAAUGGAAUGAUGCAACAGCAAUCGAAUUAUAAUCCCGUCCCUGGAUUGCCCCCGGGAGCUUAUCACCCUAAUAUGUCAGGCAUGCCCCCUGAGUACAUGAAUCACAAUAUGGCUGGGAUGCCGUUACCGCAACAGUAUCACAUGCCACCCGCUCCACAUCAGCAUCCACCGCCAAGUGGACAUCAUCCUGGUCCCCCUGGUCCACCAGUUGGUGUUCCGCCGCAUUCAGUAGUCACUCAGAAUCAUCAUCCAGGUCACUCAGCAGUUGCUGCACGUCCAAUUCAGCCUCCAGGUCCGCAAUUAGUUCAUCAACAAGCUCCGCCGACUCAAACGCUUCCUGUGGGUCAUCAAGGACAUCCUCAAACUCAUACUCAAGGAUCUACUUCAGGAACAGAACGAACGAGUCUAUCGUAUCAAUCUCAGGGAUAUGCACCACAAGUUACGCAGAUACCAGUACAAUAUGUUCCGCCAGAGAUACAAGGAGUCCACCCAUCAAAUCAACAGCCACAAUAUGCUCCACCGAGUGGACAGCGCAUGAUGUAAAUUCUUUUUUUCUGCAUCUGA
This is a messenger RNA of Cotesia congregata, 1809 nucleotides long. NCBI's taxonomy places the organism in Eukaryota, Metazoa, Arthropoda, Insecta, Hymenoptera, Braconidae. The record is from the annotation of a GenBank genome assembly.